Linum tenue is the source of this 1347-nucleotide messenger RNA. NCBI's taxonomy places the organism in Eukaryota, Viridiplantae, Streptophyta, Magnoliopsida, Malpighiales, Linaceae. The record is from the annotation of a GenBank genome assembly.
AUGGAUGGUAGCACGGGAGACAUAGGGGACGAUUUCUACCACAGAUUCAAGGAGGAUAUUCAACUGAUGAAGACGAUUGGAUUGGACUCCUUCAGAUUUUCCAUCUCCUGGACCAGAAUUUUCCCAAACGGCAAGCUUAGCGGUGGAGUGAAUCAACUUGGCGUCAAGUUCUACAACGACCUCAUCGAUGAACUCCUCUCCAAUGGUAUAAAGCCAUUUGUCACUCUCCUUCAUUUCGACCCUCCCCAAGCUCUAGAGGAUGAAUACGGCGGCCUUCUAAGCCCUACAUUCGUGGACGAUUUUGUUGUAUAUGCGGACUUUUGCUUCUCGACAUUCGGAGACCGAGUCCAGAAAUGGGUGACCAUCAACGAGCCCAACUCGUACACCAUGAACGCCUACGACUUUGGCAAAUUCGCCCCCGGCCGGUGCUCGAGUUGGAUGGGGAACAACUGCACCGACAGAGGCGUCGGCGGCGACUCCUCGACCGAGCCGUACGUGGUGGGCCACCACUUCCUUUUGAGCCACGCGGCGGCGGUGAAGCUGUACAGGGAAAAGUACCAGGCGAGGCAGAAGGGAGGGAUCGGGAUCACGAUCGCCACCCACUGGUUCGAGCCCAAGUACAGAACCCUGCCCUCGAGCCAGGUGGCGGCUUCGAGGGCAUUGGAUUUCCUGUUCGGGUGGUUGGUCCACCCGAUCACGUACGGGGACUACCCCAAGAGCAUGAGGUCGAUGGUAGGGGAUCGGCUCCCAAGAUUCACUAGGGAAGAAUCGGAGAUGCUGAAAGGGUCCAUUGAUUUUCUGGGCCUGAAUUAUUACACCAUGAAUUACGCCGAGAACACGCCGCCGCAGCUUUUGGCCGCCGCCACCACCACCAAUCCUAGCUACUCCACCGAUAGCCGUGCCGUUCUCUCCACUGAAAAGGACGGCAUCCCGAUUGGCACACCGACUGCUUUGGAUUGGCUGUUCAUAUGCCCAAAGGGAUUCCAGAAGCUGCUGCUCCAUAUAAAGGACAACUACAAUAACCCACCGGUUUACAUCACUGAGAAUGGAAUAGCCGAUCAAAGUUCGUUGUCGUUGGAAAUGGCGCUCGAAGACACGCUGAGAAUAAAGUACCAUAGCACACAUCUUCAAUCCUUGUCGAAUGCGAUCAAGGGUGGGGCCAACGUAAAGGGUUAUUACGUGUGGUGCUUCUUUGAUGAUUUUGAGUGGGACGCUGGUUAUACGGUGCGUUUUGGGAUGACCUACGUGGAUUUCAACAACAAUUUGAAGAGGUAUCUCAAGGCUUCUGCGUAUUGGUUCCAGAACUUCCUUGCUUCACCACCAUCAACUCUCCAAAGUGAAAUGUAG